UUGAGAUAUACUCUGCAGCUCCUUCCACAGAAGCUAGCUGUCUUUAAAUGAUAUUCCCAGUUUACACUUUGUGAUGAUCGAGGAGUAGAAAGCUGCACAGUUUCUUUUGCAUUGUGAUCAUUUCAUGUGCAGACAUGGGCAACAAACCCUCGAGUCAUUACGAAGCAGUAGAGGAUGAGAACACCGUCUUUAUUUCCAAGGAGAAUGUGUUCAGGAUCCCUGCUCUUUUCUACGACAGAGACAGAAAUAUCCUGAUGGCCUUUUCAGAGAAGCGGAAGACUUCAGAUGAUGCGAGCGCAGUAGCGCUGGUCAUGAAGACAGGAACAGUGAACAAGGACGAAACAACCCAUGCAGUGACAGUUAAGUGGUCAGAGCUCAAACUGGUGAAGGAGGCCCAUAUUGAAGGAUACCGUCCCAUGAACCCCUGUCCUCUGUACGAGAAAAACAGCAAAACACUUUUCCUCUUCUUCAUCUGUGUCAAAUGCACCUACACAGAGAAAUGGCAGAUAUCGCACAACUGCAACAAAGCCCGUCUCUGCUACAUUACGACCAAAGAUGCUGGACAAAGUUGGGGUGGAGUGACUGAUCUGACGGACAAACUGGAUGAAAUCAAAAGCUGGGCCACAUUUGCCGUCGGACCAGGUCAUGGUAUUCAAACAGAGGGCGGUAGAUUGAUUGUCCCAGUUUAUGCAUAUGUUAAGAGCUCCAGCCUUUGUAAUGCCAAGUCAUACAGCCUCGCCUUGUAUAGCGAUGAUCAUGGUGAGAAAUGGCAGUUUGGUGAAAAGCUGCAGAAUGAGUCAAUUGAAUGUGAGAUGGCAGAGUAUUUCGAUGAUAAAGAAAACAGCAUCAUCUACUGUAAUGCUCGUAGUAAGAGCGGAUUUCGAGAGGAAGCUGUCAGUAGUGAUGAGAAAUUGAGUUUCAAGCCAAGCAGUGCUAUGAAGCUUGUGGAGACAGGUACAGGCUGUCAGGGAAGUGUGGUCUCCUUUCCAGCUCAAAGUGGGGACAAGGGUCAGAGCCAGAAUGCAACAAACAAGUGGCUGCUUUUCACCCACCCGAGCCAUAAGUCCAAACGCACAGAUUUAGGGGUUUACUUAAAUGAAUCUCCACAGGAUCCCAAAGCAUGGAGUAAACCCUGGAUCAUUAACGAGGGACCCAGUGCUUACUCAGACCUGGCUUACAUUGAUGACGGAUUGUUUGCUUGUCUGAUGGAACGUGGGGAGAACAGUGAGAUUGAGCAGAUAGCCUGCAAGGUUUUCAGCUACCAAGAAGUCAAGCAGGGAAUCACAGAGUAGAAAAUCACUCACUGCUCAUAACAAUGAGUACGGCCCAUAUAUGCAAAUAACGAUUGAUUGCUAUUGGUUGAUUGACUGCUUUUAUCUGAUGUGAAGCCUUAUCUUCAACAUAUUUUGUAUUUAUUGUGAAAGGCUAUUUCCUUAAAAUUUUACGGCUCUACUUGAAGCUUCUCUGCUUUGUUAAUCUUCUUGUCUUUGUCAUAUUCACUGACUUUUUGUGCAAACCCUCAAGUCUAAGAUUAUCUUCUCGUCUGAACAUGAAGGUCACAUAAGAAGAUUUGUUAAAGUUUUGAUGUGAUUUAUAUUUCGGAUGUGUAAUUCAAAAGAUGCUCUGUUUCUGAUCAGUUUAAUAAAUGAAAUGACUGUUAUUAAGUAAUAAAAGGUUAAAAUAAG
Molecule: messenger RNA, 1685 nt
Organism: Labrus mixtus (cuckoo wrasse)
Lineage: Eukaryota; Metazoa; Chordata; Actinopteri; Labriformes; Labridae
Product: sialidase-4-like
Exons: 3
Coding region: 135-1292 (385 amino acids)
Biological process (GO): oligosaccharide catabolic process; ganglioside catabolic process
Cellular component (GO): cytoplasm; membrane; lysosome
Molecular function (GO): exo-alpha-sialidase activity
Source: RefSeq, a predicted model, not a curated record